CUUUGUUCUCCCCUGUAGUGAAAUCCAGAAAGAGGGCUGUCAGCUUAAAAACGGCAUUUCUGCUGAAACAGUUUUUAACUUCCUUCUUGCUACAAGCACAACCCAAAGCUUAAAUAGGGCUGAAAGUUAUUGGAGGGAGGAAAAAAAUCUCUGUUUUUCCAACUGGGUACUUUGUGUAGUUGUUUAUCCUUUGUCACUUUGUUUCCUCUGUUGGUUAGUGGAACUUUCACAUAGGAACAAAAGGAGAGAAUAAUUUAAAAGAGGAAAAUGUGACUACAAAACUGCAACCACUGACAAGGGUGGAUGCAGUAGCACGUACUUCAUUUUUAAACACAAAUUACAGAAGAGCUUUCAAGUCACUGAAUCAUAGAAGAAGGGUCGGAAGGGACCUUGUAGAUCUUCUAGUCCGACCCCCUGCCUGGGCAGGAGGAAAACUGGGCUCAAUUGACCCCAGCCAGGAAACGUGACUAUGAAGGGUUUCUGUGUUCUCUACUGUUGCCUGCAGAAUCUCGCACUUCUGCUUUUGCACUGAAAGCCUUUAAUGUGGAACUGGCUCAGGCAGAUUAAAGAUUCUAUAACACAGAAAACUACAGGUUUAAUGCGAAUGCAGUUUUGGAGGAAAGCUGUGGAAGAUAUAUACUGUGAUAACCCACCUCAUCAACCGGUUGCUAUAGAACUAUGGAAAGCUGUCAAAAAACAUCAGUUGACUAAAAUGUGGCUUAUGAAGAUCAUUGAUGAACGAAUUCAUCCUCAUUCAUGUUCCAUGGUCCAACUACAGGAAAAAAAUUUGGAUGAUAGAGCAUAUCGUAACAUCCAAGAGCUUGAAACAUAUGCUGAGAACACUCAGAGCGCUCUUUUAUAUCUCACAUUGGAAAUGUUGGGUGUGAGGGACAUCCAUGCAGAUCAUGCAGCCAGUCACAUUGGGAAAGCACAGGGUAUAGUCACCUGUCUACGAUCAACUCCAUAUCACAUCAACAGAAGAAAGGUUUUUCUUCCUAUGGACAUUUGCAUGUUGCAUGGUGUUUCACAAGAGGAUUUCAUAAGAUGCCAUCAAGAGAAAAAUGUGAGAGACGUAAUUUAUGACAUUGCCAGUCAGGCACACGUCCAUCUAGAACACGCCCGAUCCUUCAGUAAAAAUGUUCCUGGUAAAGCAUUUCCUGCCUUUCUCUAUACAGUUGCAUUAGAGGAUUAUUUACAUAAAAUACAAAAAGUAGAUUUCAACAUAUUCCAUCCAAGCUUACAUAAGAAGAACGUAUUACUACCACUGCAUUUGUAUAUUAGAUCUUGGAAAAAAAUGUAUUAAAAAUGUACUGAGCACAUGA
Molecule: messenger RNA, 1322 nt
Organism: Alligator mississippiensis (American alligator)
Lineage: Eukaryota; Metazoa; Chordata; Crocodylia; Alligatoridae
Gene: NDUFAF6
Product: NADH:ubiquinone oxidoreductase complex assembly factor 6
Exons: 9
Coding region: 542-1303 (253 amino acids)
Biological process (GO): mitochondrial respiratory chain complex I assembly; biosynthetic process
Cellular component (GO): mitochondrion
Source: RefSeq, a predicted model, not a curated record